AUGGCCCGCCACGCACCCAAUGGCAUUGUGCAAGCAAUGCAGUCACUGCGACUGAGUAAUUCAACACACUCAGGGUCAAAAAUCCCAACUCUUAGCCGCGCAGUCCGCAAUUAUGCGACAGAGGCCAAGACCAACCCGGAGACCGACACCUCCGUAAAAGCCGCACCCCAAAUCGACUUCGAGAGGUUCAAACUCGCUCCCGCUCGAAUGGUUCCCGCAUCCCCUUCCUACUUCUCCGGUAACCCACGCUUCAUCGAUCAUGUCCUCCGUCUUGAGUCAAUGCAAGCCAAAUACGCAAAUCUACCCAUAGUCGAAGCUGCCCAAGCCCCGCGCAUGGCCUGGCUGAAGCUAGCACAAUUCCGUGACUUCGUGGGUGAAGUCGUCCCAGUCAAGAAAUACAGGAGUCUUCUCAAGAUCCUGCAACAGAUGAACCGAAUCGUACCCGAGAUGGUGCCGAACGAGGUGCGACAGACGCUGGCGUCCUUCCUGCGUCCCGGUAACCCCUACUCCAAGGAAGCUACACCGCGACAAGUGGACGAUAUGGGACGUGCCCGCGCAAAGGGCAAGCGUAAGGAGUCCACUGCUGUUGUGCAGCUGGUUGAGGGUGAAGGCGAGGUCCUGGUCAAUGGCAAGUCUUUGGUGGAGGUUUUCCAGCGUUUGCAUGAUCGGGAGAGUGCUCUGUGGCCAUUACGAUGCACCGAGCGUCUUGAUAAGUAUAAUGUUUGGGCGACAGUUCAUGGUGGUGGUGUGACUGGACAAGCAGAAGCUAUUACUUUGGCAAUUGCCAGAGCGUUGUUAAUUCACGAGCCGGGCUUGAAGCCUUCAUUGCGGAGAGCUGGUGUCAUCACUGUCGAUGCUCGUCGUGUGGAGAGGAAGAAGGCCGGUCAUGUUAAGGCUCGUAAGAUGCCAACCUGGGUCAAGCGUUGA
Penicillium angulare is the source of this 927-nucleotide messenger RNA. RefSeq names its product mitochondrial 37S ribosomal protein uS9m. Gene Ontology annotation, molecular function: structural constituent of ribosome; RNA binding. Gene Ontology annotation, biological process: translation. Gene Ontology annotation, cellular component: mitochondrial small ribosomal subunit; ribosome. The transcript has 2 exons. The record is from RefSeq and is a predicted model, not a curated record. NCBI's taxonomy places the organism in Eukaryota, Fungi, Ascomycota, Eurotiomycetes, Eurotiales, Aspergillaceae. Bases 1 to 927 code for a protein of 308 amino acids.